Pieris rapae (cabbage white) is the source of this 6347-nucleotide messenger RNA. Its product is annotated as protein BCL9 homolog. The record is from RefSeq and is a predicted model, not a curated record. The transcript has 20 exons. The coding region runs from base 550 to 4527 and encodes 1325 amino acids. NCBI's taxonomy places the organism in Eukaryota, Metazoa, Arthropoda, Insecta, Lepidoptera, Pieridae.
UUAUUCGCUAUUUGUGGAUUCUGGAUCUCGUCUCGUCCAUGUACCAUAAACAAAAAUGUCAGCGAUCCCGAUUUUUUGUUUCACGCUGCAUACCUCUCGAUAAACCAUAAUUAGAUCACUUGAUUGAUAUUAAUUAAAAUAAGACGCUAUCUGUGAAGGUGGAUUAUUGUUGAAACAGCGUGCCCCUUGCAAUAAAUCGGCCAUAAUAAACGUGCGUUAAUGUGCUUCGCGCCUGUCUACACCCGAUCUAUCUCAUUGUUUAUGUAUGGAGAGUUAAAGCUGGAAUUUUAAUGGCAUAAUGCGGUUUAAUUUAACUAUAAAAUAAAAAUUAAGCAUAAAAGGUCUAGUGUUGUGGUUGCUUAAAAGCGUCGGGAACUUUAUAAUAAGGUGAUAUACAAUAUCGCCUCUAUUUUUAAUAAUCUUGAUUGUACGAUGCAGUAAAUGACGUUCUGAAGUGGCUCUCGGUUAAUUUGUGGGAUAUGUGCCAAUUAUUGCGCCCGUGACGAAAGAUACUCGAAAUUUUUCAAGUUGGCGAAGGCACGUAGGGGUAUGAUCAAGGAGAAGGAGAAAGGCGGAGGUGCCCGCCUGAAAGAUGAGCCCAAUGACCCUACAGAACCAGGGCACGGCUCUCGACCUCCGUCAGCGUCAUUACCGACACCAGCAGCCCUGAAAAAGGAGCCUGAUGACGGGUCGCACAGAGUGAAGAUGGAACCACACAGCCAAGGUAGCGCGGAAGAUGGUUCAGCCGAUAUGGGUGUUGAUGGUAUAAAGACGGAGAUUGAUGGCCUAAUGGAUAGUGAUGGUGAUCCAACAAAAUCGCCACAGUGUGAUUUGGGAGGUCCCGGAUCGAUGAAAUCCGAGCGACUUUCUUCAGACUCCAAUGACAUCAUUGACCCUCAGACGGGACUAAGAAGUAAUGCGGGAAAUAUACAGGAUGGCAACCAAAAUUGCCGAAAUCCAAAUGGUCCGGACGGCAUGGGAUCCUGUCGCAUGGGUGGGUCUGGGCCAAUGGGUCCAGGGGUGUCGAUGGGUCCCAUGUCGAGUGAAGCACAAACCCUACCCUCAAAUGUCAUUAGCAAACAGUCAGGGAGUAUGGAGCAGCAAAGUCAAAUAUUCGUCUUUUCUACGCUACUUGCCAACAAAGCGGCUGAAGCUGUCAUUUCUGGUCAGAACCACUCCAUCAUUGCAUACCAUUGCGCUCAACCCAACACAAAGAAGUACCUAGAGAAACAUCCACUCAAAAUCGGUCAGUUCAAUAAACAGAAUCCAGCGCAAUGGUUGAACAACUUGGCUAUGGCUAAGCGAGGUGGAUUGAGGGGCGGACCAAACAUGAUGGGACCGAACCAAAUGGGGCAUAUGAUGGGACCCAUGGGGCCUAACAUGGGCCCAAUGGGACACAACAUGGGUCACAUGGGGCCAAACAUGAUGGGUCCUAACAGGAUGGGAGGGCCUAACCAGAUGAUGAUGAUGAAGGGUCAAAUGGGCCAAAUGGGUCAAAUGGGCAUGGAUGGGUUUCCAGGGGGCACCCCGUCCUGCGGUGUCAUGGACGGCCUCGGUGCUGAUGGUGAAAUGCCCUGGGACACCAAAAACCCCUCCGUAAUGUCAAAUGGCAUGUCGAAUGGGCCGGCGCAAUUACCGCCGUGCUCUGAAGCUGGCACAUCGGACAAUGGCGGAGACAAUAUCUCUUGUCAAUCCGGCCCUAAAGUCUCAUCCGUAGGUGUAAAAAUACCAGAUGAGAACCUCACGCCGCAGCAACGCGCUCAUCGCGAGGAACAAUUGGCCACGAUAAGAAAAAUGCAACAGAUAUUAUUCCCUGAAAGUGGGUCAAAUCCCAACCAACAAGGGGAUCAACAGCAAAACUCAGAAAUCAAUCCGCCUAACUCAUCAGCCAAUAUGAACAUGUCCUUUCCACCCAUGUCCCAACACGGUCCCAUGGUCUCAGGACCGAACGGGCCCAUGGUGUCCAUGCCCAGUGGCAUGAACUCGGGUCCAAGCUGUACCAUGUCGGGUCCUAUGGGACCUAAUGGUCCCAUGGGAGGGCCGAUGGGUCCGGGACCUAUGGGGCCUAACGGGCCAAUGGGCGGACCUAUGGGUGGAAUGGGAUCGGGUAUGGGCAUGGGUGGCCACGGUUCGAUGGGGCCUAAUGGUAUGAUGGGACCUAACGGGCCUAUGAUGUCUGCGAUGGGGCCUAAUGGACCGAUGGGGCCUAUGGGUCCUUGUGGGAUGAAGGGAAUAAGAGCGUGUGGAGAUAUGAAGUCGAUGUGUAAUGAUAUGCACAUGGGCAGAGGGUGUGGCGGGCCUAUGGGGCGUAUGCCUAACCCCAUGGGAGGGAUGGGAGGACCCAAGCCAUGUAUGAUGGGUGGACCUCACAUGGGGCCUAGAAUGAUGCCUGGGCCUAAUUUAUCAGCUAUGAACGGUGGGAUGAUGAUGGAAAGUGGCAUGAUGGGAGGAAUGGUGCCUCACGGUGAUUGUGGGCCAGACCAUCAUGGAAUGUGUGAUGAUUACGGACGGGGGAGAAAUAUGGGUGGCGAUGGGCCAGGGCAACACAAGAAUGCUCUUCGAAGCCCCAAAAGUCCAGGACAUGACAUUGACUGGCAGAAACUUCAGCAUCAGUUCUUUGAUGACAAGAAUAUGGACACCGAACUCAGUACACAAGUGAAGUCCCCGUGUUCGGAGAGAGGUGGAUGCCUUCCUCCGCCGCCUUAUGGCGCUUCGCCCCUUCAUAGAUCUGCCUCGGUACCUAUAGCAACUCAAUCCCCGUCACAAGGCACGCCUACGUCUGAAGCGCCGAGAGCCGGAUCAGCCCUAAGCAGCCCCGCACAUUGCAAGCCACAACACAAACACGAUCCACCAGAGAUAUUGGAGAAAUUGGACGAUGGUGUGUUUGUGCGAACGCUGCAAUGUCUGGCCGCGCAGCGUCAGAAGAACCAACAGAGCAAGGAGCCAAGUUUGAUGCCUGUCCCAUCUCCGCAACAAAUAUCCUAUCUCAACCAAUUCGAAGGCCAAGAGCUGACGAUACAGAAACAGCCGAACACGUCGUUAAAGGACAAUGGGCCGCCUUCGAAUGGAGGUCAAACACCGCAGUCGAGUUCAAAUCAAAAAUCACCUGCUGGUAUGAUGCCGGGAACGCCAGAGCCGCAUUCAUCGCUUUCGGAGCAACGAUCGGGUCGAUUCUCACUAGAACAGAGCCCCAACUUUAACAAUCCACAGACACCCAACGCAGGAAACAAGUGUACAGAUGAGAAGUCACGACCCAGUCCGUCGUCAAAUAGGUCCAAUCAAGAAAGUGCCUCGAAAACCCCACAACGCGAUUCGUCAGGAAUGAACCAGGGACCGUAUGCCGUAUCUUGUGCGAAAAGCAGUUGUGCCGUCACCACUAUGUCACAAGCACAUCCCGACGAUUCUAUGUCCUCCAAUACAGAAACGACGUUAUCAGGCGGCCCGAACAGUACGAGUUUACCUGGGCCUUUCCCGGGGCCCUGCAGUAUGAAUAGGCCUGACAACAUUCCCAUCAAUCCCAACCAGGGCCCCAAUGGUCCCAUGGGCCCUGCCACGUCCUCCUUUGACCCGAUCUCUUCUUUAGCACAAAUGUCACAACAGUUAACGAAUACGGUCGGGGGUGGGCCUGGCUCGUCAGGGCCAAUGGGGCCCAACGGGUCAGGAAUGGGACCCUUUGGAUCGGGUCCCCAUCAUAUGCAACAUCACCAUUCAAUGCAUCCACAUGGUCACCCGCACAUGAUGAUGAAUGAUUUAGGUUGCCAUAUGGAAGGAAUGGGUGGACCUGGUUUAGGUGGUCCCAUGGAAAGUAUGAUGGGGGGUGGCGACUUUCCCCCUGACAUGAAUCUUAGUCCAAAAAUGGGAGGUGGCCCCAUGGGUGGACCGAUGGGGCCCAUGGGCCCUGAUGCCUCGAUGUUAGGACCACGGAUGAGUGGCGCAGGGAAAAUGCCACCGUUUAAUGGAGCAAAUGUUCAAGUCAAAGCGAGCGCACCUAACACAAUUCAAUACUUGCCAACGAGGCCCCAAAUGCCCUGCAAUACUGGUCCCCGGGGCCCUCCCAGCUUAGACUUCUUACAAAGAGUCACGAAUCCGAUGCAAAUAGACAGCAGUAAAGGCGUGCAAUAUUUCCCUGGAGCGAGAGCAAUGGACAUGGAGGGCGGCAUGCGAGGGGUCAUGAGAGCACCCGGAAUGCUGAGAAUGCCCCACUACCCGGCAGGUUUUAAUUCACCCCCCAAAAUGGCAGGGGACCCCUUCGGCGGGCCGGGCCCUAAUCCGAUGUGCGGCCCCAAUUUCAGAGGUGUGAAGGGUGGCAUGGGUCCCGGGAACGUGAGAAUGGGAGCGGCGCAGCCGUUGCCCCCCUCGAUGGGAGGCCCCAACCCCGGUUUCAAGGGCCAGGGAUUCGCGGUACCGUCGACGGCCGACCCGAACUACGCGGCCCAGUUCCAUAACUUUCAGCAGCAGUUGUACGCCACGGGCAGUAGGGCUGCGCAGCCGCAUCAGGGCUACCCCCCUUACCAGCCGUCCAAGUGAUGACUACUGGUACCCAGUGUCGGUCUACUGGCUAUGUGAAUGUGAUAUGGACACGGCCCGUAAAGACGGACUCGGAUUUGAAGAGUCCCCGCGUACGCGGCCCGUACGUCAGACUGAACGAGUGCGUACGUACUUAAUCGAUUAUACACCAGUGAAUUAUAUUUUCGUUAGCGUUUUUUGUGAGAUUUUGUAAAUCGGAUACGAGAUUUUCUAUUGCGUCUAGCUUAUUUUGAACAGUUCGUCUUAGGUUUGUGACUGAAUGGUUUUUGAUAGAUUUGUACAAAUUGUACAAAUGUUACGUGUAGUAUACAUAAUUUAAAAGUACACUUAGUAUAUGCAAUGGCAGUAAUGAUUUUUUAUAUGCAAACGCCAGAAUUUCAGUGUAUCGGUUCCUUUACUUAGCUAUUUUAUACGAUUCCUAUGCACACAGAUAUCUAGUCAAUUUUGAAAUUAUUGCCGACCCUGAGUUAUGUUUGUGUAACAAUUGAGUCCACGGUUCGGUCACUUACGACACGCGAGUACAUAAUUUAUAUGUAACAAUAUUUUGUCCAUUUUAGUCGUAGUUAUUUUUUAGGGAAAUUGGUUUAUAUUGUAAUUUUUAUGGCUCUCCGGCCAGUAGCUCAUGAGACUUAGCUAUUAAUGAAUUUAUUCCUUAUUUUUUGAUCUGAAAGCAAUGUUUUUCUGUCUUCCAUGCCAGUAGUAUUUGAAUUAAACUAAUUCUUUUCUGAACAACAUUUAGUUAUACACUUACGAGUACUUAAAAAUUCUGAUGCCAUAUUAUUUGCCACGUUCGAUUUUCGUGAUGAUUUUAUUACUUUAUUUAUUGUCUCGAGCGACAUUUCUUAAAGCGGAUAUGCUGAACUUCAUAGUCGCUGUGAAGAAGUCGGUCUAACCUGUUAUGGGAAUUACUCUUCGAUCUUAAGGCUACAUUCAAAGUGGUUAAAAGGAUUAUGGCAAACUGUUAAAUUUUGUAGAGGUUGUUACAAUAGUUUAGGAAGCGCAUUGUGGAUGUCACAGUGGCCUUUAAUGAACAAUGCCUUUUAUUAAGUGUUUUAACCCCAAGUGAAAUAUUCGCUCAACAUAUGGAAAAUUGAUAGUGAAUGGUUGACAUAGUUGAAUUACACUGAAAUUAAUUCCGUUUCCUUAAGGGUAGAUACAAAUACUUCACAUGCAAUAUUUUUUGAAAAAUUAUCUGUUUAAUCUAUUAUAAUUUAAUUGUCAUGGUAUUAAAAUUGAAUCUUUAGUCUCUGGGUUAGUGUUAAAAAUAUUUUUUUAUCUACCCUAAGCAUGAGUUGUAGAUAAUUUCCCCAGUCGCGAUGAUGUAUCAUAAUCAAUGUGUUUUGUAAAUUGGCUCACCGAAUGAGAUAAAUCUGAGAUUACGAAGGGCUGUGUGAAAGCACAAGUCCGUCAGGAAACACCCGCUAGAAAUUAGAUAGUCUUAAUUUAAAUGUAAUUAAUUAUAUUAUAAGGUAAAGAAUGGUUCUUGUUUUAGGGUAAGUGAAGAGCAAUGAUAUAGUUUGUGUAAUAUUAAAUAAGAAAUGAAAUUAAGAUGCAAACUAUUGGUUGUGAUUCUGACACAAUUUGUUAAGUUGUUCGUAGAUUUGUCACACAGAUUAUAAAAUGUGAAAUCUUAUUAUUUCUCUUGAUAAGGCCCCUUUUUUAUUUUUUUUAAACGUUUUUUUAUCGUUUGUACAUCACUAACAAUAAUUGUACAGAGUACUUGACUUAAUUUAAGGCAAUAAAUGUAUUUAUUUUAUAACUUGUGAUGUAAGAAUUUAUUCUUAAUUAUUAUAAAAAAUAUAUAUAAUAUGCUUGUAAAA